Messenger RNA from Polyodon spathula (Mississippi paddlefish), 1914 nucleotides. Its product is annotated as ectonucleotide pyrophosphatase/phosphodiesterase family member 7-like. NCBI's taxonomy places the organism in Eukaryota, Metazoa, Chordata, Actinopteri, Acipenseriformes, Polyodontidae. Bases 322 to 1914 code for a protein of 530 amino acids. The transcript is spliced from 7 exons. The record is from RefSeq and is a predicted model, not a curated record.
CAGGAGUGUGGUUAAUCCCUAGCCCUGCCAAAUACAUGUGAGGAUGUGGCUGUUCCCAAAUAAGAUAACUGGUGUUAAUUGGGAACAACCACACAAGAUUAAAAAAGUUCGAAGCGCCAUUUGGAGAGACCCCCACGAGCUGGGAACAGAUAGAAGUGCUAUGUGCUUAAGUGCUUAAUUCUAAGGUCUCAGCGAUAAACUGAACUGCAGGCCAGCCUUAAAGAUCAGCAGAAGGAUAAGAUAAACCUCUGAAACUUUGCUCUUAAGUUUUCACCGGUGGAGUUUGAAGAGCACUUGUUGUGCAGCUCAGGACCAGAGAGGAUGUUGUGUAAGCUGCUUGUGUGCCUUGCGCUGCUUCCCGAGGCUCUCAGCGCUCCCCUAAAGCACUUGGGAAGCAAGGCUCGGGUUAAAGUGCUUCUUAUCUCCUUUGACGGCUUCCGAUGGGACUACGACCAGGACGUGCACACCCCGAAUCUGGAUGCCAUGGCUAGAGAGGGGGUCAAGGCGAAAUAUGCCACCCCGCCUUACCUCACCAUCACCAGCCCGUCUCAUUUCACACUGCUCACAGGGAAGUACAUUGAGAAUCAUGGAGUGAUCCACAACAUGUGGUUUAACACAACGACAGGAGAGAAACAAUCUUACUACCUCACACAGUUUGUUAAUGAAUGGUGGGACAGUGGCAGCUUGCCCAUCUGGGUAACGGCGCAAAGACAGGGUUUGAAGGCUGGAUCAGUCCACUUCCCUGGCACUGCUGCCACAUACCAAGGUGAGAAGGUUGGCAUGAGCGAGGUGGAGCCCCGGUUUUACAACUAUUCUAACGAGACAGUAUGGCAAGAGAAAAUUGACAUGGUGAUGGACUGGUUCACCCAGCAGGAUCUUGAUUUUGUGACACUGUAUUUCGGAGAGCCUGACGGAGCUGGGCACAAACACGGGCCAGACUCCCAAAAGAGAAGGGACAUGGUGAGUCAGGUGGACCGCACUGUGGGCUACCUCCGGAGCCAAGUCCAGCAACACGGGCUCGAGAACAGGCUCAAUCUUAUCAUCACAGCAGAUCACGGCAUGAGCACUGUCCUCAGGAAGCCUGCAGUUAAAGAGAUCGUUCUGUCCCAGAUCCCUGGCUUCUCCUACCAGGACAUCAAGUUCCACCUUGUUGACUAUGGUCCUACUGGAUUCCUCCUUCCAAAAGAUGGGCAGUUGGAGAAGGUUUACAAUGCUCUGAAGAACGGACACCCCAACCUGCAUGUCUACAAGAAGGAAGAAUUGCCCGCCAGAUUACGAUACACCAACAAUCCUCGGAUCCUCCCCAUUGUGAUGUUGGCGGAUCCAGGAUACGUCAUUAAUGGGUAUUUCACAGUCCAAAAUAACAAGGGUGAGCAUGGGUUCGACAAUGAAGCCAUGGAUAUGAAAACCAUUUUUCGUGCAAUUGGCCCAGACUUUAAGAAGAACCUAACUGUGGAUCCUAUUGAGACGGUCGAGGUCUACGCUCUGAUGUGUGAGCUGCUGGGAAUCAAGCCUGAACCCAAUGAUGGCUCCAUUGAGCGCACUCGACACAUGCUGAACACACAAGGCAAUAAAGAGUCUGAGACCAAUUCCCUGGAGUCACAGGUCUUCAUUGGUCUCGUCAGUGUGGCUUGCUUUCUGUUUCUGAUAGGUGUGGUCUUCAUUGUUCAUACAGCACGACGCAGGAGAAAGGAGAGUGCGCGACCCCCUAGGCGAGCUGUCCUUGUUCUGCGUCCAGAUCGGACAUCUCGGACACAGCCGCCUCCAUCGGGCAGGCCACGGUUCUUCUUGGAACUGGUGCGCUCCUCCUGGAGCAACCCAGCGUCUGCACCUCCAGAACAGCAUAGAAAAGUGGGCCUAGGGGACACAUUCAUGGUUUUGGUGCAAGGUUCCACCUUCACCAUAGGGGGUUAA